AUGAUUCAUAAAUGGUGGCACAAUUACAUCCGGCGUAAAACAAAACCUAUUCCGGGUGAUGUAGCUGUUUUAUGGAAACGUCGGCUUAGUUAUGCUUAUGGUUUUCUUGCGUGGAAUGCUUUCGGUCUCCUGAUUUAUAGUAUAUAUAAUGGCAAAGCUGAUUGGGCGCAUUAUUACGGUCUUAAAACAGAUGAAGAAGCCAAAAUGUCGCCAGCACUCGGUUGGGCCAAUACUUUAGGUAUCAAAAAUGCUAAAGUUUACAGAAUAUCUGGAUUAACUAAAGUUGACGAAUAUGAUAUCGUGGAAGGAGAGAAAAAAACAGUCCAAGAAAAACAAAUAAACAGUGAAGAAUUGGAAACAUAA
Messenger RNA from Danaus chrysippus (African queen), 363 nucleotides. The record is from the annotation of a GenBank genome assembly. Lineage: Eukaryota; Metazoa; Arthropoda; Insecta; Lepidoptera; Nymphalidae.